UUUGUUUUGUCAGACAACAAAACUAAACAACGAAACAAAAAAAUUCACAGAGUCAAGCAAAUAACCAGCAAAAAAUGUUACAGCCACGUGAAUCCAGACUCUUAUGGAGGAGGCGAAAACGAAGACAUAGUAUGGAAGGUCUAUGCUGCAGUCGAAUUUACUCCACACUCAUAAUUAUUGGGUGCCUAACAUCUUUGCCACAGGGAUUAACACAACACAAUGAUGAUAUUUAUAUAGUUAAACCAACACCUGCCUUACGUUUUGGUAAAGAAGAAUUAACCACGGUUUUAUUGGUAAAUAAUGAGAAUCAUGGACGGUUUAUAAAUGUGCGACCGGAAGUAGGGCUUUUAACUUCAACGGCUCGUACUUUUAUACAGGAGGGUGUGACGACAGAAUAUGCCACUCAAGUAGUGGGCACUACGCUUGAUAAUGGCCGAGUAUAUGCUCAAUAUUUAAAGAAAAGCUCUCGUGUUUUAUACGAUGGUGGCAGUGCGAUGCCCUCCGUUGUUACCAGUUGGGUAGGCGAGUCACUUCAUAGUGAGGCCGUGUUCUUGCCUCAAAGUCAUAACGAUUUAUUCGAUGCGGAUCAGCCUGACUGGCAGGCCAUAGAUGAUCGUUUAUUGGGUGAUCGUCGUCAUCAUGACGAUUUUGUUGGCAACACCGAUUAUGUGGGCUUGCGCAGCAAAUCAUCCUCAGCCACAAGUUCUCAGAGUGAAAUAAAAUCAUUGGGUAUAACUUCAAGUUUAGGUUACACGACGAAUUCGAAAUCUUCUUACGAUUUUGUAACGCAUUUGGGGGAGAACGCUCGUAAGGUGGCGGCUAAUAAAGUUUUACCUAUUGGUGAUCUGCCAACAUAUACCAUCAAACAGAACUAUGAGCCAAGUGCUUACUUAACAUCCAAUGAUGAUGUUGGUUUAGAGGAGGAUAAUGAUGAGGAAGCUUUUGGACGCAAUCCGAAAUUGAUAUACAAAAAAUUAAUGCAAAACCAUGUGAGAAGUGAAAAUGAAUCUGCUUCAGUAUUGCAGGCACCUAAGCCCCUUAUUCCCUUCAGCCGUCAUUUCGCUACAGUGACCUAUUAUGGUUUUGCUGAUUUUACUACAGUGGUGGGUGAUAGUGUAAUUGUUUUCUCACCGAGUACUUCAACCCAGAAUAUGAAUUAUCAGGCUCAGGUAACUUCCAUAAAGGGAGAGGCUACAUUGGGGGCUGGCUCACCCCAAAGUAUAACUAAAGUUCCCAUUACAAUUGCUCAAGAUAUUAUAGAGCCCACAAUAGCUCAACAGCCUUCAAUUAAAACGUCGUUGGAUGCAGCAAGCGCUACAGUCAUGGAAAUGGAUACUGGCCUAGAUGAAACUUCAUCUACUUCUUCUUCGACUACUACUGUAAUUACUACAAGUAGUGAAAAAACAGAUGCGAAACAAGAAUCUGUUACUUUAUUGGAAACCUCUGAAGUUGUUGUACAUCCAACGCAAAGUGAAAUGUCAAGCAUUGAAUCAACCUCAAAAACAGCACCUGUGAUGCUGUCACGUCCUUCCAAUGAAGAGAUUUUGAGAAUUUAUAAUGCCUUAGCCAAUGCCAAUGUUGAGGCAGAUAAAGUACAAAUACAAUCAACAGCUGCCUUAAAUACCACCAUUAUAACUGACGCAACCUCCGCGGAUGAUGAAGUACAGCUGAAAACCUCAAAUGUGGAAAUAUUUGGAGGAGCAACUACGAUAUUCUUUGAAGAUGAUCCUUUUGCAAAUUUUGUGGACGCGUCUAAAACACAAACUUCCACCAAUCUAGACUCUACUAUCGCUACACAAAAUAUGUCCACCUCCUUAGGUAAGAGCAGUACGUUUUCUCUUAAGGAGUCAACCGAAGUGCCAACAAUUGAAGUAACAACAGAAGAGAGUAAAAGUGAAACUACUACUGAUGCGGCAUUGACUUCAUCAGAAAUUAUAUUGGAUACAGAAGUUGAGAACAUUAUUACUACUCCCGUACCAAAUACGAAACAUUCUAACCAAGAUGAAAAUUCCCCAGCCGACAUGUUGCCGAAUGUGCUAAUCAAAGAAAUUGAUCCAAAUAAUGAGGAAGUUCCCCAGGAUUGUAUAAGUACUUCACAGGUAUUCUUAACUCAAUUGCCCAAGACAGUUACACAAACGGAGACAGUAGUUAUAACCAUUAAUGAAUCGGAGUUAAGAACUGAAAUAAAGCAGCAAAUUCAGCCCACAUUUGAAAUUAAAGAAGCCACAAAAUAUUAUUGCAUACAAGCCUCACAAGUUCAGGCCAAUCAAAUUGAAAGUCCCCUAGUAAAGCAGACAAUUUCGGCAUUGGAAAAUAAAGACCAACAUUUGGCACCGGUUGAUGUAACCGAAGUGAAUGAAGAGGAUGUAACGGAAACGUUUGUUUGGACUACAACUGAAGAAACGUUAUUUACAGAUAAAACCGAACAACCAGAUGAAGAUGAAAAGAAGCAGGAUAUUUCGAAACCCACUGGUCUGGCUACUAGUGCUGAAUUAGAGGUAGAUGAAAACGAACAAGAAGACGAUGGCGAUGAAGAGGCUUCAGGUCAACCAGACGAUGAGGAGGAGGAAGAUGAUGAGGAAAUUGAACUAAUCUACAAAACAUUGUAUACCACUUACACCUACUUAACUACGUUCUUCCAUGAUGAAUCCACCUCCAUAUCUAGCCACACCGAAGUGGUUACAAAUGUUAUGACCUCAACGCUGGGUAUAAGUUCAACAAAAGAAUCGACAAGCACAUAUAUUAUAGCUAAUGUCGAUGACAAUGAAAUUAAUCCUACAGGUAGCUUAGCGGUCACAACACAAAUGGAAACUACAAAACGCUAUGUGGUGCCUUCGGAAGUUGAGAGCUUUAUACGAACUGAUGAGAUAGAAACGGAUGCCGAUAUUGUUGAUAACUCGUAUGUAUCUAGCAAAAGUUCUGAAUCUUUGACAACAUUUUAUACUACCUAUACCUAUUACACGACAAUAUUUGCUGAAGGCGAAACGGAUAUAAUGUCUCAUACCGAAAUAAUUACAAACGUUAAGAAAUCUGCAACAUCAGCUACCUCGGAGGCUGAAAAAAUUAUGCCCACGAUAUCAUCUUACUCAGCUGCAGCAAAUGAGGAAAAUAUUGCAACUACUAUAUACCAAGGGGAAGAAGAACUGAUUCGUGAAAUUGAAUCAAGAUCAAUGUCGCGUUCCGCAACCUUAGCAGCCAACGAUAAAGCCCUUUUACCCGAUAUACCCGAACUAGGAGAUCUUUCCGCAAUUACUUUGAUUACCGAUGUACGUUCCUCUAGUUCGCCCGGAGAUAAGCAAAUUAUUAACAAAAUUAGCGCACCAGCAACGAUUUCCAAUGAUACAGUUCUCCCACAGCAACAAUCCAUAUUAGAAGAUCAGAUAAGCUCAGAAAGCAAUACAGAUACAGAUGAAAUAAUACCUUCAGCCACAUUACUUUUGCAAACUAGUUUCACCACAUUCACUUAUUAUACCACCAUGUACAGUGGCGAUGAAACCAAUGUCAUAAGUCGUUUGGAGACCAUGACCAACACGGUAACCGAAACUCUGAAGCCCUCCAAAAAGAUCGACUUAAAAGAUGCCUCUCUGCCCAUCACUUACUUUACGACAUUUACCUAUUGGACAAAAUUAGCUAAAGAAGGUCAAAUAACAACAUUAAGCCGCGAGGAGAUCAUAUCGAAUGUGAUUGUACCAACUAUGGUACAACCAGAAACUCAAGAAACGCAUACUCAAAUGGAAAGUCUCGAGAAUACAAAAAACAAGGACAGUGAUGUAGUUGCUAAUAUAGUCACUGAAACAAUAUUGACAGAAGAAACAACUUCGAAUGAAGUACAUGAUGAAAAUGUAUUAAAUCAAGCCCACCUGUCAGAACUAACCACAAAUAUGUCGGCCGGUCAACAUACCACAAAUAUAUUAGAGCCCACCACUUAUUAUACCACAUACACAUAUUACACAACAUCUUAUGAAGCAGAUAAGACCAUAACAGAUUCACGUUUUGAAACGGCCACCAAUAUUGUGACCCCAACCGUGACAUUAUCAAACACCAAGGAACGUGAUGAGGAUUCAGCCAAAUUAGAAAAACCCAUAUAUUCUUCAGCCACUCCGGCACAAUCUCAAAUCAAUGUCUCCGACGCCUCAACAUCGGAAUUAGUUUUAUAUGAUUUCAAGAAAAUAAUUGAUGCUGAUGGUAUUUCCACUAUCUUCUUUACAACUGAAAUAAAGCCAACCUUAAAUUCGGACGGUGUGCUUACAGAAGUUAUAAGUUCCACUUCUAGUCUACUGAUAAACGAGGAAAAACGAAGCAUACAGGCAACCGAAGCCAUGGAAAGUUCUGUCAACUCUCUGGGUGUGGAGGGUCAAAUGCAAAAGCAAUAUAAAACUGGUUUGGUUAGAUUAAUUGAGGGCACACGUAUAGCAAAUAAGACCACAACUUUGUAUCAAAGCAAGGUCAUAGGUACAGUUAUCGAUCAACGUUAUGCUCAGAUUAUAGAAAGCACUUCUAGCUUUAUAUUUGAAAAAACUAGAGCCCCGGAAGAUUCCAAUAGCAUGAACGUGGAAAUAAUGCCAACAAGUUCAAGUGAUGUGCAAAAUAUACAAGCCACCCAGCAGGUUAGCCUUGAAAGUAGUAUUUCGCUGCCUAAAGUAGAGGGCAGUAUUACGGAGACAAGCUUAGAGCAGGAUAUAGAUAGUUCAACGAAGCCAGCCGAAGAAGUUGAUGAGGAGAAUUAUUCCAAAACGGAUGAGAAGUUACGUUUUCCAUUCCAGACAAAGAAACCACCAUUUAUAUCUCCUCUCAAACCGUUUUCCAACCGCAAUCGCCCACAAUUUGCUCCCAAGAAGAAUAGCAGCGCCACAAUAAUAACAAGGAGUGACUUUACACCCACAAUUACAGCUACGCCCGCACUAAAGACCAUAAGUCGUUUUUCAUCCACACGUAGAGGCAGUGCUAGCAGCAAUUCUAUAUCAUUUGCCUCGUCUUCCCGGCGUUUUGGGCGACCUAGCAAAUCGUCUAUAGCAGGGUCGGGAUUACAAGUUGCUUCAACCGUAGGUCAGGCAGCAUCUCGCAAUCGUUUUGCCUCUUCAUCGAGUGCACGUGGUUCUUUUGCUUCUAGCUCUAGACGUUUGGGAGGCUCGUCAAACACUAUAAGACCGUCGUUUUCACGGCCAUCACUGUUUUCAUCUGGAUUUUCAGGCAAUUCAAGACUGAGAGUUAGGCCUACAUCUACUGCUGACAUAGGAGAGGUUUCGUCAGCCAUUGAUAUUGCCACAUCAGUCCCAUUAAAUUCUCAAGAAGACGGUGGAGGAGUUUCACAGAACCAGUAUGAUUUAGAGGAUGAUGAGGAAAACGCUACUGAAAGCAAUAGAAAACAAAAUAAUCCACUCCUACGUCUGCGUAGACCGCUUAACAGACCUCAAGGUUUCACACCAGCCCGCCCACAGAUAAAUUCUCCCAACAAUGCUGUCUCAUUAAGAAGAAAUCCCUUAAUUAAUCGAGGACGUAGUAGUAACGUGGCCACUUUAACAUCUACGACAACUACCACAACAGCCAAACCAAAACCACGAACAUUCCAACCGCCCCUUAUAGCUCAAAAUCGCAUAAGACCUACUAAUUCAUUGUUCCCACCUCGUAAUAUAUUUGGGGUGCAAAAAGCGGCGGUAACAACCGAGGAAAAUAAAGAUUUAUCUGAAGAAGACACUAAUGAGAACAAUGAUGAUUCAGAAUAUGAAGAUGAUGACGAUGAGGAGUUAGAGGGUGAAGACGAAGAGGAAUCCAACCGAAGAAGACGUAGGUCACAUAACAACACAGAACUAGUAGAAAAACACAAAUUGCGUAACAAACGCGAAGCUGAUAGUGCACAGCAAAAUCGAAGCAAUUUCCGCAAUCGUUUUAGAAGACCCAAGUUAGCUUCACACGCACAGGCGGAAUCGAAAAGCUCUGAAGAUGAGGCAAGCGAAGCUAAGGAACCAGUUACAACUGGUAUUCCUGCUUCAACGACAGCAACGCAAAGAACACGUACACGAUUUGGAGCCAGGUAUCCGCAACAUUCUUCUUCGUCUACCACUAGUGCUACCACAUCAAGUGCGUCAUCCAAUCAUAAGGCUAUACGACCCACACGUCCUACCAGUAAUGGCCGAGCUCAGUUUACUUUGCGCGACAAAGAUUCGUCUGCCAUGAGUACCACACAAAAAGGUUUAACGACUGCAAAACGUCCGGCUUUCCGUCGACCACAGCCCGGUGGCACACAUGGAACACGAAGAUUGCCCAGUUCAACGGCUCCGUCAUCUUCAUCGUCUUCCUCGUCCGGCAAAAGGCGUUUAAAAAGUUUUACAAAUAAUGAUGCCACAACAACUUCCCGUAAUUCUGUUACUGGCCGCAGUCGAUCUUCAUCCACCACUUCAGGGCGUUCUCGGGUAUCCUCGCCUUCUAGAGAUAGUAAUAUUGGAGGCAGAAAUCGAGCUAGAAAUAAUCAUAAUUACAACAGCAACAACAACAACAACAAUGAACCCUUGAUAAUUGAUAAUAGUGGCACCAUCACCGUAACCCAUGUAAUACCCACCGAAGUCACUAUACCAGUGGUUAAUGGAAAGGUAACCGAGUACAAACAAGUUGUAACCGCCAAAACUAGCACCGAAAUCUUAGAACCCCAGCAAUAUACAACAACCAUUGCGGCCAAUGGUCUUCCCCAGUUGGCUCUUACCAGAGAAGAUUCAUCGGUAAACUAUAAUGGAGCCACCGAAGUCACACAAUAUGUUUUGCAUGAAACACCAACCACCACAAUUACCUUUACACCUACAACUAUACGCGGACGUAAAACAUCCUUCUCGCAUGUACUGCCUUCCACAGUGUACUCGGUGGAGCAAGUGGUUUCGACGGUGCAGCCUCAAAUAUCGGCUAAUGCUCCUUUGGCGAAUAUUCUUCUAUCGCAAUUGUUAUUGGGCAAUGUGGGUCUCCAGGCCGGUAAUCCUUUAUUGGGUGCUUUGGGAGGUGCUCUUUCGCAACCGGGUGUAGGUUUGGGAACAGCAGUCGGUCCAGCCCAACCGGCCACACCAGUUACCGAGUACAAAACGCAUGCUUCCACAUAUGUAACCACAGUCGUUGAGGGACAAUCAACCGUAUUACCCAUUACAUUCCAAGGCAAAAAGAUCUUAACAACUAUAUUUGAUACAACAGCUCAAACCAUAACUGCUACUGAAUUUAUCACGGAUACUAUUGUUACCACACCUACCGCUUUAGUACAACCCCAACCAGCAGUAAACAGCUUACUGUUGCAGCAACUACUGCUGCAACAGCAUUUGCAACAGCAGCAACAACAAUUGCAACAACCCACCCCAGAUCCCAGUUACCCCCUUAAUGCUAUUUUAAAUUCUGUACCACCACAAUUUCUACUGGGCGGAGAUAAUUUGCAAGAACUUGAAGCCUCCAAUAAUAUACGAGGAUCUGGACAAAGUGAUCUGCUAAAUGAUGACGAUGAUUUCACAGUAGGAAGCUCCGUAGAUUUGGAUGACAUAGCUCUACAAGCCCAAGCCCAGACACACAAAACUGGCAGGAAAAAGACAAGAAAAAAUGGAAAAAAUCACAAACGCAAACAGAACAAUAAUGUGGAAGCACAUGGAGCAGUCGAGAGCAGUGUCAUAACAUUGUACGUAUCGGGAAGAAGGCCGGGAGAAUUUAGCACAGUAUUGUCUACCGUACAAGUACGUCCCGAUUCGACUCAGUAUAAAAGACAUGCGCACACCAUAGAUACUGAAACAGAUUAUCUAAACGAUGGCAGUGAACUUGUGAACGAAUACUUGGCCCUGCCACCCGAAAUAAUUCUAUUGGAUGGCAAAGACAAACAUGAAAAUGAGGUAGUAUAUGAAAAUGAAGGUGUUGCUACCCAGUCCUUAGAAAGUAUAGUGGGUGAUGUUAGUCUGUGGUAUAGCACACAAACCACAACAUCAAUAACCACAAGUACGAACGAUAUGUCGAAAGUAUCUGCAACAGAAAUAAUAACUGAUCAACGUUAUGACAUGGCGGAAAGUCCGCGUUUGAAUGUUGAUACCCAUGUGGCAAAUUCAAGUUCAAAUGAAUAUUUUUUUGUUUAACUGA
Molecule: messenger RNA, 8088 nt
Organism: Calliphora vicina (urban bluebottle blowfly)
Lineage: Eukaryota; Metazoa; Arthropoda; Insecta; Diptera; Calliphoridae
Product: serine-rich adhesin for platelets
Exons: 3
Coding region: 75-8084 (2669 amino acids)
Source: RefSeq, a predicted model, not a curated record